This is a messenger RNA of Aspergillus chevalieri, 885 nucleotides long. Its product is annotated as N-acyl homoserine lactonase family protein. The coding region runs from base 1 to 885 and encodes 294 amino acids. The record is from RefSeq and is a predicted model, not a curated record. NCBI's taxonomy places the organism in Eukaryota, Fungi, Ascomycota, Eurotiomycetes, Eurotiales, Aspergillaceae. The transcript is spliced from 3 exons.
AUGUCCGCAAUCCAGAAUCAACUCCAACAAGGCGCUGUCCCUAGCUCUGUGUCGAAUGUCUGCCCGCCAGGCACCAAAUUCCACGUCUUGGAAGUUGGAUGGCUUGAGUGUGACGAAGGCUUCGUGGUUCGAGGCGGCAACACAAGCAUGAAAAGCAACGAGAAAGAGUCUUUCGUCAACAAAAGACGAGAGAUGCCCAUGUACUGCAUCUUGAUCGACCAUCCCCAUGAGGGUCUGAUUCUUUGGGAGACUGGCUGUGGCAAGGACUAUCCCGAGGUCUGGGGCCCGGCUGUGUCUGAUAUCUUUGCUCGUGUGAAGUAUGAACCUCAGCACGAGCUCCGCGCAGCAGUAGAGGCGACGGGCAACAAAAUCGAAAAUGUCAAGAAGAUCAUCAUUGGCCAUCUUCAUUUGGAUCAUGCAGGAGGCCUCGACGAGUUUUUGGACAACAAAGAAGUUGAGGUCUGGGUCCACGAGAAAGAACUACUAUCUGCAUUCUGGUCCGUCGCCACGGGAGCUGAUGCUGGAGUGUAUUUGGGACAUUACCUUGAAUUGUCGUUGAACUGGAAAACCUUCACGGAUGAGCGCUUGGACUUCUGUCAGGGCAUCACUCUCCACCACUUGCCCGGACAUACGGAUGGUUUGGUUGGGAUGCAAAUCAACAUGCUUGAGACAGGUACCUUCCUCUUCAUCAGUGAUCAUUGCCAUGUCAUUGAGAAUUGGCGUGAUGGAAUUCCUCAAGGAUGGUUGGCAAGAGAUCACCCAGCCUGGUUCAGGAGCACUCAGCGUCUCAAGCACCUUGAGCGGAUUACGAAGGGCCAAGUUAUUCCCGGGCACGAUAAGGAAACAUUUCUAGCGCUUCAGAGGCAAGCCCAGGUUUUUACCUGA